Messenger RNA from Pogona vitticeps (central bearded dragon), 3099 nucleotides. NCBI's taxonomy places the organism in Eukaryota, Metazoa, Chordata, Lepidosauria, Squamata, Agamidae. The record is from RefSeq and is a predicted model, not a curated record.
AGCCGGCGGGGUGGGACUGACUCUGCCCUGCUCUGAUCCAAGACUUCGGAGCUUUCUGCACGGUUUAAUAGGAACCAGAGAGGUAGUUAGUGGCCAUUCCCCUUGGCAUGCUCUGUUUGGAAUGCCAUCUCCACAAUAACAAAGUAAUGAUGAGAACGACCACGAGCAUGUGCAGAGUGAAAGGAUAACACACCCAAGCCUAGGAUUAAACUAUGCAGUUUUCCAAGGCAAGCUCAGAUUCCUGUACCUUUGCCAUGAAGUGUUCUCACUCAUGUCAUCGUCCGGAAGAAAUACCUUGCCCACACUGGGCAAGAAAGUCUAACUAAAGAGGAGAAGGAGCAACUCAAACUGCUGGUAGAAGAGGAACUGAUCCAGAUGAAGGCUGAUGAUUCUCCAGACAGUGCUGAUUCCUCAGGCCAUGAAGUCCCGGUUUCUGUCAAACCGGAAGGCCAGAAGAGACCCCGCUGCACCUCCAGUAGCUCUGGUGAUGAGGUCCAAAGCAAACAGGAGCAGAAGAAGCAACGAAUGAGAAAGAAACUUGAAGUCAGUUCUGAUGAAGAAGAUUCUGGGAUUGAUUCUAAGAAAGUACCACUCCGCAGCACCUCAAAAUGUGAGAGGAAGUCCUCAGAGUCCUCUGAUCAAUUAGACAGAGCAGAAACUCACGUUGAUGAAUCAGGGAGUGAUGGGCUUCGUCCAGAGAACAAAGGAAGGGCAUCACACUGGAAGUCACAAAGGGAGAGCUUCAAAGGUAGCAAGACAACCAAGCAACGGUUUGUCAAGAGGCAGCAAGAGACUUCAGGGAGUGAGUCCGACGAAGACACAGAAGAGCAAGACAGCGAUGUACUGGCGGUAAUUGAAAAACACAUAAAAGCGUCAAAAGGCAAAAAAACUGAGCUGGAAUAUGACUCCGAGUGGGAGUUCGAGAAAAAGAAAAGGUUUGGCAAAGAACACAAACGGACUGAGGCCAAAGGAAAGGACAGAACGCAGGAUGAGCAAAGGAGAAAAAAAGAUGAUGAGCCGGAAGAAAAAAGUGAGCCCUCCAAAGUGGGGAAAAUACCCAGGAAAAAAAGAGUUGAUUCCAGUGAGAGUGGAGAGGAGGAGUGGGAUAACCGAAACAAGAAGGGGAACAAGAGAGGACAAAGAAUUCAGAAGGCUCAGGAGGAGGAGGAGGAGGAGCCUGAGAGCGAGGAUGCCUCCGGGAGUGAUUUGGAGUUAAGGGUCAAGAAAAAGAUGGCAAAUAGCGAACGAAGAAGAGAAAGUGUGAGUGCAGAAGAACUGGGAAGUGAUUCAGAUGGCAGCUGGGACAAGAGUCAGAUGAAGAAAGGAACACCCAAAGGGAAAACAAAGAGGCCACAGGGGAAAAAACAGAGCCAUAAAUCAGAGAGUGAUUCUGAAGGCAGUAGGCUGUCCAGGAAGGGAGACGUGAAGAAGAGACAGAGGAGGGAUACGAGUGGGAAGAAAGAACAGGAGGAAAAGAAGCAAGAGGUGGAGAAACCCAAAAGGACUGUGAUCAGCGAAGAUUCGGAAAGCGGAACGGAUGAGGCAAAGGGCUCGAAACGAAAAAAUCAGGGAAGGCAAAAAGGCCGUAGAAGUGAAGGACAGUCCACAAGUGAGACAGAGGAGUCAGAAAAAGGUAAAAGCACUUUCAGGAAAGAGACUCUGAGCAGCCACGAAUCAGAGAGUGGAUCCGACGAAUGCGAAAGCAAGAGUGAGACGGGGGAAAUAGGGCUUCAAAAGAAAAGCACGGAUGGGUCUGAGAGCGAAUCCAACGAGGGGGAAGAGAAGGUGAAAAGGGGAGGAGCGGAGAAGUCCCAGAGGGUGAGCAAAAAAGAUUCAGAGGCUGAUCCGGAGGAUUCUGACAGCAAAUUAGCGGGAAGGAAAAGAACUCCCAGCCAGCUGAAAAGAGAAAAAGGAAAGCCUGCAAAGAAAAUUAACAGCAAGGAAGCAUCCUACGAUGCAUCUGUGAAGGAGGAAGAGUCCCCUAGCUCAGAGGAUGAGGAUAAUCCCACAUCUUCCAAACAGCAGCAUCAAGGAAAGGGUGAGGAGCACCCCUCCAUCCGACGCCUGAAGCGCUACAUCCGGGAAUGCGGUGUGCACCGGAAUUACAAGAAACUGUUUGCGGGUUGCCGAUCUCGCAAAGCUCAAGUGGAGAUCCUCAAAAAGGAGCUGGAAAACCUUGGUUUGAAAGGGCCACCAUCUCUGGCCAAGUGCAAGGCCCUGAAGCAGAAGCGUGAAGAAGCAGCUGAGAUGGCUUCGCUCGAUAUCAGCAACAUUAUCUCCACAGAAGGCCGCCCAAGACGUCGCAACGUCUGGAGUCUGUACAGCAAGGCCCAGGAGCCACCCAGCUCUCCAGAGGAGCCCACCAUCCAACGCCGUGCGACAGACUGGUCCCAUCUCCGAGGGGUCAUCAGUUCAGAUGGGGAAAGCAAUUGACUUUGGAGUGGGGACAGGGGGAUGGCGAUGGCCUGGGUCAUCCGUUGCCCUCACCCUGAGGGAACUGUGAGCAACAACCUAGAAGUGGCUCAUUCCUGUUCUUAGCUCACUUCUUUUUUUUUCGUAGAUGUGAAACAAACCUGUUCGUAAAAUGUUAUGUUGUUGUCGACCAGCUCCUGUUUUGAGCGAAAAGGGGAAAGACUUUAAUACCUCUGUGGAAGGCAAAUAUUCAUCCCUUGCUAAAGAAUUAUGUUUGAGCAAAGUGGGCGGAAGGAGAUAGCUCAGUUCUUUAAAAUAUCUGGGUUAUUGCAUUACUAUCAAUUCCAUCUGACCCUUCUGUAGGGUGAACAUUCUUAAACAUGAGCACAAUUUAGUGGACAUUGGAAGGUGAUGGCUUCCCCCCUCAAAAAAAAAAUUCUUGGACCAUGAGUUUCUCUUGUUGUGCGGGACACAUUCUCCCUCCCUCUGCAACUUUUCCUUGGCCUUAACUUAAAACGGAAUGACAGUCAUUCUAGACUAGAAGGCACAGGGGCAGAAAAGGGUGGAUGUGCUUUUGUAGUGAGGAUCAUAUUUACCUGUUGUUGUAAAGGUUGCAUGUUGGAAAUUUUAUGACUGAAAACAUAAAUGUUUUUAUAUUUGUUAAAUAAAAGCUCUUUUGGAUUUUAA